Molecule: messenger RNA, 1233 nt
Organism: Tremella mesenterica DSM 1558
Lineage: Eukaryota; Fungi; Basidiomycota; Tremellomycetes; Tremellales; Tremellaceae
Exons: 2
Coding region: 1-1233 (410 amino acids)
Source: RefSeq, a predicted model, not a curated record
AUGACAGAGGACACGGAAGGGCCGCACGUGAGGGACGGGGAAACAUCUCCUGGGCCAUUCUCAUCAUUUCUCUCAAUUUCCGGCGGAGGUCCCCCUGACUUACACGCGAUCAGACGCAGCGCCUCAGAUCCUGAAUUGCAGAAUGCCCAAACGCUUGCUGUGAGACGUAGUAUUGAAGACUUCAAUGCGUUGUCACCCGAUCCGUAUGCUUCCUCCGUGUUUGGUCUCAGCGGCUCUAAAGAGCCGCACAUGAUCAGUACACAAGCCUCAACACAGCCCAAUAAAACGGGACAAAGCCCUCCUUCAUCUUCUCCUGAUAUUCCUGAAAUUGUGGAGGAUCUUGUGGCUCGAAACCAGAGCCCAGCAAAUUACUCUGGAUCCGGCCUUCAUUCUUCAAACUCUGACCGAAGUGCUGACUCAGAGGACACGCGCUCUGAAACAUCCAGCUUGCUUGACAGUUCUACUGGCGGACACUCAGAAGAUGAAGCCCGGCCCACCGAAAAGCCCUCAGAUACGGUUGACACCCACUACUCCCCAGGAGGCACCUACACAGGAGGGAAUACUGAUGGAACUAGUCCGGACAAUGGUGUGAAUUUGAGCACUUGCGGGAUUCCAAACGAGAAGAAGAAGAAGAAGAAGAAGAACAGUAAGUUGUCGACAGCAUUCACAUCUGUCAUAGAUCUGGAUGAUAUACCUGAAACAGUGAAGACUUGGUGCAAACAAGCCCAUAAAAGGAAAGCCACAGCCCUCUUCAAUUAUUCGAAGUUGCAGGUGUCCUCACUGACGAGAGAAUUGACAGAUCAGGAGGUGGCUCAGAGACUGAAAAGUGUUCGAGGAUUGCUAGGCAUUCAACAUGGUCAGAAACUACCAUUUCCUGAAGUAAGGACAGCUCUGCUUCGUCAUGAACUGGAUGGACUGGAUCCCACCCAAGUCACUCUCCUCUUGGACUCUUUGGCAAUUUAUCCGGAAACAGGAACCAUUUUUGAUCACCAGGGAUACUCUCAAGAAGAGCCUCUGAAGUCUCUGAAAGACCAGUUGGAUGACUUUUUGGCUAGGGGGCUGAUAAGUGAACUCAUGGGCAAGGAUCUGCCCACCGGUCUCAGACACACUGCAGAAGACAGUGCUUGGGGUGAUGGAAGUGGCCUCUUGUUACAGGGUAAAGACCAUCAGGGAAGGGGCAUUGAACUUGAUGGAAUCGGAUGGAAGCGGAUAGGGAAAGGCUGCAUUAGGUAG